AUGGCCGCCCACCAGGAGCCGGCGUCGUCGGGGGGUGGGCCUCCACGGCGCCCUCGCGUCCUCCUGGCGGCCUCCGGCAGCGUGGCCGCCAUCAAGUUCGAUGGCCUCUGCCGCAGCGUCGCCGAGUGGGCGGACGUCCGCGCGGUGGCGACCGCGUCCGCUCUGCACUUGAUCGACGAGGCCUCCUUCCCCGACGGCGUCCCGCUCUACACCGACGACGACGAGUGGUCCCGCUGGAGGCGGGUCGGCGACGAGGUCCUGCACAUCGAGCUGCGCCGGUGGGCAGACGCCCUGGUCAUCGCUCCGCUCUCGGCCAACACCCUCGCCAAGGUCGCCGGCGGGCUGUGCGACAACCUCCUCACCUGCGUGGUGCGCGCCUGGGACUACAGCAAGCCCGUCUACAUCGCGCCGGACAUGAACACCUUCAUGUGGGACAACCCCUUCACGGCGCGCCAGCUCGCAGUCCUGCGCGAGCUCGGCAUGUCCAUCGUCCAGCCGGUCACCAAGCGUCUGGCCUGCGGGGACUACGGCAGCGGCGCGAUGGCCGAGCCGUCAGAGAUCUGCAAGACCCUGAUGCUCUUCUUCGGUCCACAACAUCUUUAG
Molecule: messenger RNA, 603 nt
Organism: Miscanthus lutarioriparius
Lineage: Eukaryota; Viridiplantae; Streptophyta; Magnoliopsida; Poales; Poaceae
Source: the annotation of a GenBank genome assembly